Messenger RNA from Athalia rosae (coleseed sawfly), 3855 nucleotides. RefSeq names its product importin-4-like. Gene Ontology annotation, biological process: protein import into nucleus. Gene Ontology annotation, cellular component: cytoplasm; nucleus. Lineage: Eukaryota; Metazoa; Arthropoda; Insecta; Hymenoptera; Athaliidae. The transcript has 12 exons. The record is from RefSeq and is a predicted model, not a curated record. The coding region runs from base 420 to 3644 and encodes 1074 amino acids. Gene Ontology annotation, molecular function: nuclear import signal receptor activity; small GTPase binding.
AAACAUUUACAAAAUGCCCAUUUUAACUCUCAAGUCGCGGCAAUUGAUAAUAUUUAGAAAUCCCGCGUUCUACUCUCACGCGAUCUGAAAAGGCCCGAGAGAAAAAGGUAUCGGUAAAACGCCUCGCUCGUAUACCCUCUGCUCGCUCGUUCCAAACGACCUUCCUUAGCGGCGCUAGGUCAUCACGCCACAGCAGUUGAAAGACGCUUUUUCAUAACGACAUCUCUGAUGUUUGAGAAGAAUUGGUUUCGCGAACUCUUACUUCUACCGGGUAGCUUUUGUACGGACUAGUUCCUCCCCAGCCAGUUGGGACAGCGCAUGGACGCCAACGUGGUCAAGUUUGUUCCUCAGUUUUCUUGAGAUUUUACAUUUACCUUGUCGAAUAUACCGGUCGAAUAACUCCAACGAGGGACGAUAAGAUGGAGCAGAUACUGGAGAAGCUGCUUGUUGCAGACAACGUGACCAUAAAACAGGGGACAAACGAACUGAGGGAUGCUUUCAAAAAACCAGAAUGCAUAAGUUCCCUUGUCGCAGUGGUGGUGAAUUCGCCAAAUCCUCAGAUAAGGCAGUAUGCGGCUGUUCUAAUGCGAAAACGUCUUAGCAAAGGGAAGCAUUGGUCUCAGCUUUCCGCUGAUAUCAAGGCUUCCUUCAAAGACGUGAUGCUGAAGAGGCUUUUGAGUGAACCUGAAUCAUCCGUACGAAACUCAAUUGCCCAGCUGAUCGGGACAGUAAUUAAACACGAACUCGCUAGCAAUGGCUGGCCAGAGGUGCUGCAAUUCGUUCAGCAAUCUGUAACCAGUGAAAAUCUAGCAGAUAAAGAGAUCGGCAUGUACACUUUGUCCACAAUGACUGAGGUGGCAGCCCAUGCGUAUCUUCCGCAUGCCCAGUCACUCGCUUUCCUUUUAGGAAAUACACUUAACGGACUGCAGGAUCUUGGACAUCCUGUCGCUUACUAUGUCCUGCUGACUCUGAUGCACCUGGUGCCUCUCAUUGAGGGGAAUCAAGCAAUGGUGAAUGCCUAUCAUCAAAUGAUGCCUAGAAUUAUCAUGACAAUUCAGGCCCUUGCCAGCACUAAUGAAGAGCAUGCAAUUGACGCUUUCGAGCUACUCGAUGAACUUUGCGAAAAAGCCAUGGACGUUAUAGCUCCUCAUGUCAAGGCACUCGUCAAUCUUUGUCUUACUUUCGGUGCCAACAAAUCGCUCGACGAUACGCUCAGGGUGAAGGCGGUCGGGUUCAUGGGCUGGUUGGCGAAGACCAAGAAAAAGGCCCUCGUUAAGCACAAAUUGGUCGAGCCGGUGAUAGAUAUGCUUUUCCAUUUGAUGGCUGAACCGCCAACCGACGAAACUGACGAGGCGUACUUUUGCGACAACGUAGACGACAGUACACCCAUGACUUGCGCUACCCAGACCCUCGAUCUUCUCGCGCUUCACUUACCCCCGGAAAAGUUGAUCCCCCACGUCCUCCGUCACGUUGAACCCGGGUUUCAGGGCACAAACAUUUAUUCAAAAAAAGCUUCAUACCUAGCGAUGGCAGUCCUUGCCGAAGGAUGUUCCGAGUUCAUCAGAUCGAAGUAUCUAGAGUCAUUCCUGCGGUGUAUCUGUGGCGGCAUCACAAGCCCCGAGCCGGUGGUCAGAAAUGCAGCGUUGUUCGCGCUGGGGCAGUUCGCCGAACAUCUUCAACCUGAAAUCAGUAACUACGCGUCCGAGCUUUUACCAGUGCUUUUUGAAUAUCUUGGACACGUCUGUUCACAAAUGCAGUUACAGAACAACAAGUCACCUCCGGUCGAUAGGAUGUUUUACGCGCUCGAAGUGUUUUGUGAAAAUCUUAACGAGGGCCUUUUACCUUAUCUUCCCAUUCUGAUGGAGUGUUUAUUCAAAGCUCUUCAAACCCCGAACGCCGAUGUCCAUGUCCGAGAAUUAGCACUGAGCGCUAUCGGCGCCGCUGCCAAUGCUAGCAAGGAAAAUAUGCUUCCCUAUUUUCAAACCAUCGUUGAAAAUCUGAGAGGAUACCUCACGGAGAAGCAAAGCACGGAAACUAUGUGUCUCCAAAUUCAAGCCGUUGAUACGUUGGGAGUAUUGGCUAGGACGAUUGGCGACGAACACUUUGCCCCACUGGCUGAAGAAUCCCUGAAUCUCGGUAUGAAAUUAAUGACUGAAAACAACGAUCCGGAUUUGAAGAAAUGUGUCUACGGUCUGUUCGCUUCGAUCAGUACGGUGAUGAAGGAAACCCUAGCACCCGUUUUACCUCAAAUCGUCGAACCGAUGAUCAACAGUAUACAGAGUGCGGAAGGAAUUGUGCCUCACUUCAAGGACGACGAAAGCACCGCUUUUCCGGUUUAUGAAGACGCAAGUGAGACAGAUGAAGAGGAGGAUAUAGAGAACACGGACAACGAAGACGAUGAUGAUGACGUAGCCGGAUACGUAGUGGAGAAUUCUUACGUAGAGGAAAAAGAGGAAGCCAUUUUGGCACUCAAAGAAAUCGCCCGAAAUACUGGAGAGGCGUAUCUGCCGUACCUCGAAAAAUCGUUCGAAGAAAUAUUCAAAGUAAUCAAUUAUCCACAAGAGGAUAUCCGCAAGGCAGCUAUCGAAGCGUUGUUAGAGUUUUGCCUUAGUUUUUCAAAAAUUAACACCAACGAAGGAAAAAAUGCUACGCAAAAAGCGCUUUCAGUUUUUGUACCAAAACUAGCGGAACUCGUUCGGUUGGACGGGGAAUGCGUAGUGGCUAUAUCUGCCCUUGACGCGUUCUCGGAACUACUCAAAGAACUCAAAUCCGACGUCUUGAUUCAAGAUGGACACAAAGACGCCAUCAUUAAUUGCAUCACGGACGUUAUGACGGCUAAAACCGAAUGUCAGGAUCAGGAAGAGAUCGAAGGAGAUGAAACCGAAGCCGAACAAGAUGAGUUAUUAAUCGAAUGUGCAGGAGACGUUUUACCAAGUUUCGGAAAAGCAAUGAAUCCGGAAGAUUUCCUUCUCUAUUUCCAAGCACUUUUGCCGCUUUUCUUAGCAAAAUUGCAAAAGAACAGAACGGAGGCCCAAAGGUCCUUCGCUAUCGGUACGAUCUCAGAGUGUAUUUCAGCCCUGGGACCGACAGUCGCCACUUUCGUUCCUCAGCUUCUUCCGAGGCUUCUGAAAUUGGCGAUCGAUUCGGACGCGGAAGUCCGAAACAACGCGAUCUACGGAAUCGGGGAGCUCGCUCUUCAUGGGAAAGACGCCGUCUAUCCACAUUACCCGGAGAUUCUGCAGACGCUGUCGACUGCCAUCAUGACCGAGACACACGGAGGAACGCGCGACAAUAUCGUCGGAGCGAUCGCCCGACUUAUUUUAACUAAUCACACGAUCAUACCUUUGGAACAGGUCUUCGUGGUGUUUGUUGCUCAUCUGCCCCUCAGGGAAGACUUCGAGGAAAACAAGGCGGUCUUCAAGAGCAUCAUGCUUCUCUACGAGAACGGUCACGAUGUCAUCAAAAGUCACAUUCCCGAACUGCUGAAGGUCGCCGUCAGCGUCAUCCACGAGGGCAGGGCUUCCGACGACGAAUCGAAGGAGAUCGUCACGAAAUUUCUUAGGGUAUCCCAGGCAGAUUUUCCGAGUCAAUGGAACGACCUUUUGGCAAAUCUUCCCCCAGAAGUGAGAACGCAUUUUCAAUAAAAAAAAAAAAAAAAACACGAACCCGCCUCAACGAAUAUUAUUUAUUACAAAAAUCAGACCAGCCUUACUCGUUGUAUCAACAGCCACUUGAUUUGUUAUUUGUUCCUUUUGUUCUCAUCCGAAAAAAAAAAAAAAAUGAGAUACCGAAUGGUGAGUCGUGUGCCUUCUGUGUCGGAAUUAAAAUUUCAUAGACCGUCGAUUCGUAAAUUGA